Messenger RNA from Oncorhynchus kisutch (coho salmon), 2794 nucleotides. Its product is annotated as E3 ubiquitin-protein ligase RNF182-like. The record is from RefSeq and is a predicted model, not a curated record. The transcript has a single exon. Bases 67 to 834 code for a protein of 255 amino acids. Lineage: Eukaryota; Metazoa; Chordata; Actinopteri; Salmoniformes; Salmonidae.
CCCCCUCUCUCCCUCCCUCUCUCUCCCUCCCUCAAUCUCUCCCUCCCUUCCUCAGAGCAUGCGUCCAUGAUGAGUGUUCCUCAGCCUGACCCGGAUGAGAUGCCCCCCUCCACCGUCACCCCUGUCACCACCCCCACCCUGAGCCCGACCCCACCAAUCACAGACGAGCUGGAGUGUAAGAUCUGUUACCAGCGUUACAAUGUCCACAACCGCAGGCCCAAGAUCCUGGACUGCCUCCACCGGGUGUGUGCCCGCUGCCUCAACAAGAUCCUGGACACGGGGGACGUCUUGGGCUGCAUUUCCUGCCCCUUCUGCCGACACGAAACAGAGGUCAGCGAAUACGAGGUGUCGGGCCUCCCCGACGACUCCAACGUCAUAUCCUGCCUGGCUGUCAGGGAUAAGUCCUGGAGCUCCGACCAAGAGGUGACCCUCACCCCCGAGAGCCUGUCCUCCACCUCCCCCUCGCUUCACUCCUCCAACUGCCUGGUGAUCACUAUCAUGGAGGUUCAGAGGGACACGGGGCACGGGGGCCUGGGCAGCUCAGACCACUUCACAGAGCACAGCCUGGACUCUAUCUCUGUGGGCUCCAACGGGCAGGAGGUUCAGGAAGCCCUGUCAAAGAUGUGUUCGCACGUCCCCCGGAUCCUGGUGUGGCUCCUGGGGUUGUUCUACUUCGGGUCCCUGCCCCUGGGCAUCUACCUGCUGGUGAUCCAGAGGGUGACGCUGGGCAUAGUCUGUGUGAGCCUGGUACCGUCCAGUCUGACUGUGUGUCUGGUCUAUGGGUUCUGCCAGUGUCUCUGCCAGGGCAUGUGUGACUGCUCGUCUAGGGGCUGACUGACUGACUCAACAAGGUACUGACUGAUGCUGGGGUUGGAGGGAGGUAAAAUACUGGACUGUUGGAAUCAACAUGGCGUCCUUUACUGUCCGAAUCUAACGACCAGCCGGGUUGGAGGGAGGGAAAAUACUGGACUGUUGGAAUCAACAUGGUGUCCUUUACUGUCCCAAUCUAACGACCAGCCGGGUUGGAGGGAGGGAAAAUACUGGACUGUUGGAGUCAACAUGGCGUCCUUUACUGUCCCAAUCUAACGACCAGCCGGGUUGGAGGGAGGGAAAAUACUGGACUGUUGGAAUCAACAUGGUGAGUCAACAUGGUGUCCUUUACUGUCCCAAUCUAACGUCCAGCCGGGUUGGAGGGAGGGAAAAUACUGGACUGUUGGAGUCAACAUGGUGAAUCAACAUGGUGUCCUUUACUGUCCCAAUCUAACGUCCAGCCGGGUUGGAGGGAGGGAAAAUACUGGACUGUUGGAGUCAACAUGGUGAAUCAACAUGGUGUCCUUUACUGUCCCAAUCUAACGACCAGCUGGGUUGGAGGGAGGGAAAAUACUGGACUGUUGGAAUCAACAGAACCUUCCAGGCAAACUGUCAAUAUGUCUCAGAACCUUACAGUCAAACUGUCAAUAUGUCUCAGAACCUUCAACUGUCAAUAUGUCUCAGAACCUUCCAGUCAAACUGUCAAUAUGUCUCAGAACCUUCGAGUCAAACUGUCAAUAUGUCUCAGAACCUUCCAGUGAAACUGUCAAUAUGUCUCAGAACCUUCCAGUCAAACUGUCAAUAUGUCUCAGAACCUUCCAGUCAAACUGUCAAUACGUCUCAGAACCUUCCAUUUCUAUAGGUUCGUUUUAUUUCCAUGUGCAACAACGGGGCCCUUUGGCAGUAAAGACAAGGGAGUUGCAGUUUCUAAUAGAUCAGAUCAGAGCAUUACCAUUUAGCCCAUCUAGUCCAGAGAAUCUGGAGACAAACAGGACCAUAAAGAUGUCUCCAUGUUCCCUCAACUGGGCCUCAGUACCAUUUAGCCCAUCUAGUCCAGAGAAUCUGGAGACAAACAGGACCAUAAAGAUGUCUCCAUGGUCCCUCAACUGGGCCUCAUUACCAUUUAGCUCAUCUAGUCCAGAGAGUCUGGAGACAUAAAGAUGUCUCUCUGUCUGCCUGUUCCCUCAACUGAGCCUCAGAACCAGCUGGCUGAGUGUUGUCCUGAGGCUCUAUGGGGUUGGUUUGGGUUAGUGAACUGAGCCUCAGAACCAGCUGGCUGACUGCUGUCCUGAGGCUCUAUGGGGUUGGUUUGGGUUAGUGAACUGAGCCUCAGAACCAGCUGGCUGACUGCUGUCCUGAGGCUCUAUGGGGUUGGUUUGGGUUAGUGAACUGAGCCUCAGAACCAGCUGGCUGACUGCUGUCCUGAGACUCUAUGUGGUUGGUUUGGGUUAGUGAACUGAGCCUCAGAACCAGCUGGCUGAGUGCUGUCCUGAGGCUCUAUGGGGUUGGUUUGGGUUAGUGAACUGAGCCUCAGAACCAGCUGGCUGACUGCUGUCCUGAGGCUCUAUGGGGUUGGUUUGGGUUAGUGAACUGAGCCUCAGAACCAGCUGGCUUAGUGCUGUCCUGAGGCUCUAUGGGGUUGGUUUGGGUUAGUGAACUGAGCCUCAGAACCAGCUGGCUGACUGCUGUCCUGAGGCUCUAUGGGGUUGGUUUGGGUUAGUGAACUGAGCCUCAGAACCAGCUGGCUGAGUGUUGUCCUGAGGCUCUAUGGGGUUGGUUUGGGUUAGUGAACUGAGCCUCAGAACCAGCUGGCUGAGGGGACUCUUGUUUCCUCUCAGUUAUUCUGUCUCUGAUCAAACAGACCAUGAGGAUCCCAGCUCUAGAGGUUCAUCUUGCCAGUAUAACUGACUGACUGUGAAAAGGACAACUACUUCACACAGGAGAUACGAUACAUCAUUGAAAUAAACAGAAAAUAAUGACUGUU